Messenger RNA from Haliotis rubra (blacklip abalone), 1527 nucleotides. RefSeq lists its product as uncharacterized. The transcript is spliced from 7 exons. The record is from RefSeq and is a predicted model, not a curated record. The coding region runs from base 122 to 1405 and encodes 427 amino acids. NCBI's taxonomy places the organism in Eukaryota, Metazoa, Mollusca, Gastropoda, Lepetellida, Haliotidae.
GAGGGGGGUUACCUGAAGUUACUGGACGAAACAGACGGAAUCGUGGGACAGAGUCACGGAGGAUACACGAAGCCAUCCCAGACAGUACAAUACUCACCUCCCGACGAAGAUAUCUACGAAGAUGUUGGUACCGAUGACCGUAGUGACUAUGAUGACGCCAUGUCGCUUCCAUACCCGGAAGUCGUUAAGAGACGUCCAGGACGCUCACGUGGGAACGGCCACCGCAGUGCUCAACCAAGGACUGUUCAACACGGCAAAGCUGCAGUUUCUCCUUUGCAAAACGGAAACUAUUACAGCACAGCAUAUUCCAUCAGCCCUGCAUCUUCCCAGGCGCGUCACAAAGAAUCACUCUGUGCCAGACGAGCACCUCUGGAACAGUAUGACGAUGACGGGUACACACAGAUUUUCCGGAGGGGGCAGUACCUCGUCAGAUGAUGACGAGCGUGCUCGACUUAGUACAAUAUAUUCGUUAGAUUCUGGGGAAAGUGGUGCUAGGUCGGCUUUUCGGCUUUUUCGUCCAGUUGUAAGUGUUCCACAACCUUCCCCCGAUUACUACAAUCCCUAUGUCAGGAAGGUAGCAGAAGACGACCGGAGACCCGUUUCUAGGGAUGCUAAUGCCCGUGACAUCAACCAACCGUCAGGGAAUUCCGACAGCUUCUCGUUACGCACAACAACCAGCUCAAGGAAAGAUAUUCUACGUUCAAGGGAAAACAGUUGUCGGGUUGACGACAGAACGCGUCGCGAGGACGUUUGUAGCGGGACUCAUAGUGCCAAGGGACCAAGGCGCCAGGCGAGGGAUGAUGUGCUGACGUCACCUCACACUGGGGAGGGGGAACAACUCAUGCCACAGUGUAGUGUCCCGUCCAGCCAGUCGAAGACAUAUUCUGACCUCGACAGAGGAGAGUUCUUUGGGACGCCGUCGGAUUCAACUCAGCGUGAAGGUGAAACUGACAAGCUGUCGAAAGGUGAAGGCCAUAUCGUACCAGCGGAGGCGGAGUCCAACAUGCCCACCACCAGGGGUGCCAAGGGGGUUGCGGCAGAAGGUGACUUCACACGGGCGGAGGUGGACACAGAGCUGACCAACUUUCCCGGCUACACGCCAAACAUCACUGAUGACGAGGUUAGAAACAGAAUGCAAAGAUGCAAGGACAAUACAUAUAUAUUGUGGUACUCUGAAUCGGAGCAGCGGCCAGCGCUCGGUGUUGUGUAUAACUCUACAUUCAUGACCUUCACCAUUAAGAAGAGGUCAAGUUACAGUGGCACCAAGUUCUUCGUGGAUCGGGACCAGAAGGAUGGGUACUCAUUAACAGAGCUCCUCCAGUAUCACCUCGAGGCUGGCAUUAAGGACACGCGACCAAGUUCUUACCGACAGAAAAUAAUGCUGAAGUACCCUUUUCUUGAGUGAAAAUGGAAGCAGACCGGCAUGAAUAGUUAAUGUCUGCGGUAUGGUGAGGUGAGGUUGGGUGAGGUAGGUUGGGUAAGGUGAGGUGAGGUGAUGGUGUUUGGGGGUGAGGUAGGUUGGGUAAG